AUGAGGAUUCAUACCGGUGAGAAACCGCACAGCUGUUCGAAUUGUGGGAUGAAUUUCACCCAGAAAGUUAGUUUGCUUAAGCAUAUGAUGAUUCAUACCGGUGAGAAACCGUACAAUUGUUCAAGGUGUGGGAUGAAUUUCACCCAGAAAGGGAAUUUGGAUAAACAUAUAAGGAGGAUUCAUAGCGGUGAGAAACCGUACAGCUGUUCGGAAUGUGGGAUGAAUUUCGCCGAUUCAUGGAGUCGGCUUAGGCAUUGGAGGACUCACAUUAAUGAAAAACCGUAUGCUUGUUCUGUGUGCAAUAAAACAUUCUCGCAAUCAAAUAAUAUGAAACUUCACAUGAAGAUUCAUAACAAUGAUAGGCGCUGA
Messenger RNA from Loa loa (African eye worm), 369 nucleotides. Its product is annotated as zinc finger protein. Bases 1 to 369 code for a protein of 122 amino acids. Lineage: Eukaryota; Metazoa; Nematoda; Chromadorea; Rhabditida; Onchocercidae. Gene Ontology annotation, biological process: regulation of transcription by RNA polymerase II. Gene Ontology annotation, molecular function: DNA-binding transcription factor activity; RNA polymerase II cis-regulatory region sequence-specific DNA binding. The transcript has a single exon. The record is from RefSeq and is a predicted model, not a curated record.